Messenger RNA from Galeopterus variegatus (Sunda flying lemur), 4155 nucleotides. It is a transcript of the gene GTF2I, whose product is annotated as general transcription factor IIi. The transcript is spliced from 34 exons. Gene Ontology annotation, molecular function: DNA-binding transcription factor activity. The record is from RefSeq and is a predicted model, not a curated record. The coding region runs from base 1 to 2997 and encodes 998 amino acids. Gene Ontology annotation, cellular component: nucleus. Gene Ontology annotation, biological process: transcription by RNA polymerase II. NCBI's taxonomy places the organism in Eukaryota, Metazoa, Chordata, Mammalia, Dermoptera, Cynocephalidae.
AUGGCUCAAGUAGCAGUGUCCACGCUGCCUGUUGAAGAUGAGGAGUCCUCAGAGAGCAGGAUGGUGGUGACAUUUCUCAUGUCGGCUCUUGAGUCCAUGUGUAAAGAACUGGCCAAGUCCAAGGCAGAAGUGGCCUGCAUUGCAGUAUAUGAAACAGAUGUGUUUGUUGUUGGAACCGAAAGAGGACGUGCUUUUGUCAAUACCAGAAAGGAUUUUCAAAAAGAUUUCGUAAAAUACUGUGUUGAAGAAGAAGAAAAGGCUGCAGAGAUGCAUAAAAUGAAAUCUACAACCCCGGCGAAUCGGAUGAGUGUAGAUGCUGUAGAAAUUGAAACACUCAGAAAAACAGUUGAGGACUAUUUCUGCUUUUGCUAUGGGAAAGCUUUAGGCAAAUCCACAGUGGUACCCAUUCCAUAUGAGAAGAUGCUACGAGACCAGGGGGCUGUGGUAGUGCAGGGGCUUCCGGAAGGAGUUACCUUUAAACACCCUGAGAAUUAUGAUCUUGCAACCCUGAAAUGGAUUUUGGAGAACAAAGCAGGGAUUUCAUUUAUCAUUAAGAGACCUUUCCUAGAGCCAAAGAAGCACCUUGGUGGUCGUGUGAUGGUAACAGAUGCUGAAAGGUCAAUACUAUCCCAAGGCGGAAGUUGUGGCCCCAUCAAAGUGAAAACUGAACCCACAGAGGAUUCUGGCAUUUCCCUGGAAAUGGCAGCUGUGACAGUAAAGGAAGAAUCAGAAGAUCCUGAUUACUAUCAAUAUAAUAUUCAAGCAGGCCCUUCUGAAACUGAUGAUGUUGAUGAAAAGCUCCCCCUUUCGAAGUCUUUGCAAGGAAGCCAUCAUUCUUCAGAGGGCAAUGAAGGAACAGAAAUGGAAGUACCAGCAGAAGAUUCUACUCAACAUGUCCCUUCAGAAACAAGUGAGGACCCUGAAGUUGAGGUGACUAUUGAAGAUGAUGAUUAUUCUCCACCUACCAAGAGACCAAAGAGCAGUGAGCCACCGCAGCCACCAGUUACGGAACCUGCCAAUGCUGGAAAACGAAAAGUGAGGGAGUUCAACUUUGAGAAAUGGAAUGCUCGAAUUACUGAUCUACGUAAACAAGUGGAAGAGUUGUUUGAAAGAAAAUAUGCUCAAGCUAUAAAAGCCAAAGGCCCGGUGACGAUCCCAUACCCACUUUUCCAGUCUCAUGUUGAAGACCUUUAUGUAGAAGGACUUCCUGAAGGAAUUCCUUUUAGAAGACCAUCUACUUAUGGAAUUCCUCGCCUUGAGAGGAUAUUACUUGCCAAGGAAAGGAUUCGUUUUGUGAUUAAGAAACAUGAACUUCUGAAUUCAACACGUGAAGAUUUACAGCUUGAUAAACCAGCUUCAGGAGUAAAGGAAGAGUGGUAUGCCAGAAUCACUAAAUUAAGAAAAAUGGUAGAUCAGCUUUUCUGCAAAAAGUUUGCUGAAGCCUUGGGGAGCACUGAAGCCAAGGCUGUACCAUACCAGAAAUUUGAGGCACAUCCUAAUGAUCUCUAUGUUGAAGGACUACCAGAAAACAUUCCUUUUAGAAGUCCCUCAUGGUACGGAAUACCAAGGCUGGAAAAAAUCAUUCAAGUCGGCAAUCGAAUCAAAUUUGUUAUUAAAAGACCAGAACUUCUGACUCACAGUACAACUGAAGUUACUCAGCCGAGAACGAAUACACCAGUCAAAGAAGAUUGGAAUGUCAGAAUUACCAAGCUACGGAAGCAAGUGGAAGAGAUUUUUAAUUUGAAAUUUGCUCAAGCUCUUGGACUUACUGAGGCAGUAAAAGUACCAUAUCCUGUGUUCGAAUCAAAUCCCGAGUUCCUUUAUGUAGAAGGCUUGCCAGAAGGAAUUCCCUUUCGAAGCCCUACCUGGUUUGGAAUUCCACGACUUGAAAGGAUUGUCCGUGGGAGUAAUAAAAUCAAGUUUGUUGUUAAAAAACCUGAACUAGUUGUUUCCUACUUGCCUCCUGGAAUGGCUAGUAAAAUAAACACUAAAGCAUUGCAGUCUCCAAAAAGACCACGAAGCCCUGGGAGUAAUUCAAAGGUUCCUGAAAUUGAGGUCACUGUCGAAGGUCCUAAUAACAACAGUCCUCAAACCUCAACUGUUCGAACCCCUACCCAGACUAAUGGUUCUAAUGUUCCCUUCAAGCCUCGAGGGAGAGAAUUUUCCUUUGAGGCCUGGAAUGCCAAAAUCACGGACCUAAAACAGAAAGUUGAAAAUCUUUUCAAUGAAAAAUGCGGCGAAGCUCUUGGCCUUAAACAGGCUGUGAAAGUGCCAUUUGCAUUAUUUGAAUCUUUCCCAGAAGAUUUUUAUGUGGAAGGCCUACCUGAGGGUGUGCCAUUCCGAAGACCAUCCACUUUCGGCAUUCCGAGGCUGGAGAAGAUACUCAGAAACAAGGCCAAAAUUAAGUUCAUUAUUAAAAAGCCUGAAAUGUUUGAGACGGCAAUUAAGGAGAGCACCUCCUCUAAGAGCCCUCCAAGAAAAAUAAAUUCAUCACCCAAUGUUAAUACUACUGCAUCAGGUGUUGAAGAUCUUAACAUCAUUCAGGUGACAAUUCCAGACGAUGAUAAUGAAAGACUGUCAAAAGUUGAAAAAGCUAGACAGCUAAGAGAACAAGUGAAUGACCUCUUCAGUCGAAAAUUUGGUGAAGCUAUUGGGAUGGGUUUUCCCGUGAAAGUUCCCUACAGGAAAAUCACAAUCAACCCUGGCUGUGUGGUGGUUGAUGGCAUGCCCCCUGGGAUAUCAUUCAAAGCCCCUAGUUACCUGGAAAUUAGCUCCAUGAGAAGGAUCUUAGAUUCUGCUGAGUUUAUCAAAUUCACAGUCAUUAGACCAUUUCCAGGACUUGUGAUUAAUAACCAAUUGGUUGAUCAGAAUGAGUCAGAAGGCCCAGUGAUACAAGAAUCAGCUGAGCCAAGCCAGUUGGAGGUUCCAGCGACAGAAGAAAUAAAAGAGACUGAUGGAAGCUCUCAGAUCAAGCAAGAACCAGACCCCACGUGGUAGACCUGCUCCCUCCUAGGCUUAAAGUAUCAGUGGUUGAGAAGAGCUUUUUGGACCUGUUACCACCCCAAGCUGUGUAAUAUACUUGUAUAACAGAAAUACCUUCUAUACAAACCUUUUUUUCUACUUUUAGAUAGAAAUGUCUACUUUUUCAGCAGUUCUGUGAAUUGAAUUAAAGAGCAGAGUGACUGUAGAUGUGGAAUGGCUGGUUUACUUUGGAAUGUAUUAUAAAGAUUUUACAGCAAUGCUGGAAAAAUGACAGGGAAAACGACAGGGAUGAAUCUCAUCGGAUUUUUUACAUAUUCAGCAGAGCCUUCAGCUGUGGUGUUUAUUUUCCAAUCAAGUGAAGAUAUCUCCUGCUGGAACAUCUCAGCUUCUGCAGUGGAGAAAAUUCCUGUGAUAGUUCAGUUCUUUAGGUUUUCUAUUUGAAAAAUCAUUUAAAUGAUCCUUUGUUCACAGCUCUCCUUAAUGACUGAGUGAACAAUUAGUAUCUGUAUAUUUGACUAAACCUUUUCCUAAGCUAUCUAUCAUGAUUCAUAUGUUUUUUAUCAUAAUUAAAAGAAAAACCCUCUGGAUCACCUAACAGUCAGAGGUCAGUAUCUCAGCGUGUGGAUUAUAGGCGAAAUACAGAGAACCUGUACCACUUUUACUUUUCGUCCAAAUAAAAUGCACGGUGUACCAGAAGUUGAAGAUCAGGUAUGAGUACUUGGGCACGCUAGACGACACUAAAGCCCCUCAGUCACGUAUACGACCUGUCAUGUUGUGGAAUUCUUUGGCACAUGUACCAGCUUGGAUCAGGCUCGAGGGGUUGUCAUUGCCUGCACCAUUUCCUAAUUCUACUUGUCACAUUGAGGCCCCAGUGUGGAGAGUGAUGGGUCGGUAAGCUGAUUAUGCACCCUCUGAUGUUCUGCGCCAUUUUAGGAGAAUCUUACAUGUGUUGAGAUUUCGCAAACAAUUAAUUGUAAAAUAACCAGCUGUAUGAAAAGCUGGAGUAUGUGAUGACAUAGAAUUUUCAUUUCCUCUCUCACAAUAUUCACAAUGGAGAGUUAUAUUACAUGGUAGCAGAAAUAGGCAUUUUUAUGUGUUGCUUAUAUUUUACCUCAAAUUAAAUUGUAGAUAUAGGGUAAUAAAUAAAAUCCAUCCAUGCCUUUCACACACUAA